AUGCAGGGCACCAAUAUCAUAUGGCGAAGCCACGAUGAUAGUAUUGCACAGAGAUCGGCCAUAGACCAGGCUCGCUACGAAAAAAACCUCCAGGGCCACGAGAAGCGAAGAGUGACGUCGACCGAUGAGUCGCAGCGAGAUAAAAGUACGACUGCCGCCUAG
Messenger RNA from Plenodomus lingam JN3, 162 nucleotides. Lineage: Eukaryota; Fungi; Ascomycota; Dothideomycetes; Pleosporales; Leptosphaeriaceae. The record is from RefSeq and is a predicted model, not a curated record.